Molecule: messenger RNA, 1088 nt
Organism: Sinocyclocheilus anshuiensis
Lineage: Eukaryota; Metazoa; Chordata; Actinopteri; Cypriniformes; Cyprinidae
Product: dorsal root ganglia homeobox protein-like
Exons: 7
Coding region: 98-973 (291 amino acids)
Biological process (GO): regulation of transcription by RNA polymerase II
Molecular function (GO): DNA-binding transcription factor activity, RNA polymerase II-specific; RNA polymerase II transcription regulatory region sequence-specific DNA binding
Source: RefSeq, a predicted model, not a curated record
GCUCUGCCGAGGUUGAGCUGGAGACACGAGAAUCGCGAUUGCAUAAAGACCCUCUGUUGAGUGAAAUAUUCCCUCCACUCGCAAAGCACAGGGAAACAUGUUUUACUUUCACUGUCCACCACAGUUAGAAGGAGAGUGCUGCAGGACUAACACAUUGAACACAAAUGGGUUUGGGAAUCACGCCUCUGGAGACUUUGAUGACGGUUUUCUGCGCAGAAAACAACGCAGAAACAGGACGACCUUCACUUUACAACAGUUGGAGGCUUUGGAGACGGUUUUUGCACAGACCCACUAUCCAGACGUGUUUACAAGAGAAGAGCUGGCUAUGAAAAUCAACCUAACAGAGGCUCGCGUCCAGGUGUGGUUCCAAAACCGAAGAGCAAAGUGGAGGAAAACAGAGAGAGGAACUUCAGACCAGGAGGGAAGCAAAGAGCAAAUGAAUGACGGCACCCCACCUGCACGCAACCUCAACCAGUCUCCUGUUGACCACAGCAGAAAUAAGAAAGAACCAAUGGAACUACAGCAGAAUAUUAACAGAGUGGUGGGUUCAGGCGGACCUUUUUUCCCAUCUUGUCUGCCUGGGACUCUGCUGAACACAGCCACUUACGCACAUGCCCUUUCACAAGUGGCAACUUUAAAAGGAAGUCCAUUGUGUUCCUGCUGUGUGCCUGACCCAAUGGGCCUCUCCUUCCUGCCACCAUAUGGGUGCCAGAGUAACCGGACAGCCAGUGUCGCAACCCUGCGGAUGAAAGCCAGGGAACAUUCAGAGGCGGUGCUGCAGUCAGCCAACCUGCUGGGGGCAGGGUCUACAGCCGGGCCCGGAGCAGGUCCAGGGGUCGGGCUGGGCCAAAGCACUGUUUCUGCGGGAGGAAGCGAUUCCAGUCCUAACUCUGGUACCUCUAAGAUCACAUCACUACGGAGAACUCCAGACAAACAUCUGCACUGCCAAAAGGAGGGUCCGGAUAAGAAAUGAAGGAGUCUUGUUUUUUUUUUGUUUUUUUUUUCCUAAUUUGAGGACACGCUUUGGACGAAGGAUUUAUAAUCAAACAUUGAAUGCCUGCUGCCUCUUUUUUGAGAGCACUGACAUA